CCCGAUGUGCAUUGCAAGACAGUAAAAAGAUGAAUUUGUGGAAACUCCGGGAAUGUUAUAGUUGCCCAUCAAUUUAUUAAUCGUUAGCUGUCUAGCUUUUUGUUAGUAUUUUGCUUGUUGUUCUUUAGCUGUUUUCGGUUUGGGAUUGAUUUACUGAAAUGGAAGUUAUAGGAGAUGAAGGAGUGCAUGAGCUGAAGUACAAACCGGGGGGUCGUUUGGACAUGAGCCACGGUUUUCUUCAUCAUAUUCGGAGGAACCAGAUUGCCAGAGAUGAUUAUGAUAAAGAAGUGAAGCAAGCCAAAGAGCUUCAGCGUCACAGGCGCACCAUAACCCCCAAAAAACCUCGUCGACCUGACAUCCAGGUGUACCAUCCUCGACGAAGACAUGGUUCAGAGCCAGGAACCGUCGCUGAUGCUGAUGAGUGGAACGAAAGUGGGUCCGGCACAGAGACGGAAACUCACGGAACUGAGCUCUUCUGGCUUGAUUAUCAGGCGGACUCUGGUGUCAUUACAUCCUUUCUUGUACACAAGGAGGAUAAACCCAGGAAGGUGGUAGAUCGCGUUGCAGAGAGGAACAUCCUGGAUUCAGCCAUGCGGGCAGCUCUAGAAAGUCGAAUUCAAAGGGAAAUUGACAAACGACAAGACAAACAAUGAAUUGCGUUUUUGACUGUAGAUUAUGAUGAAAAAAAGACUACACGAAGAAGACCACUGCUACAUUUGCAGUUGAGUUCUUUUUCAAAGCUUUAAAAACUGCACUGAACUGUCAUCACAUGACUGUUGACGGUUGAACUACAAUCAAGCCAUUUUUUAAUUAUUUUUUUUUCUUAAAAGGAAAGACACAGCAAAAACAGUGUUGUGAUGUUUACAUCUGUUGUUUUUUUAAACUGUUUAUUGUUCAUUUUUACCACUCCGACACACCGGGGGAACACCAUCUAUGUUGAUAUGAACUGGAGUUUCUAAAAUCAACUAUGAAAAUGAGGUAAAAACAAAAGCAGCUCUUAACAGAAGAUCCAGGAGGGCAUUAUCCCCAACUAAACAACCCCUUUUGUUUUCCUAUACAUUUUUAAAUUUGUUUUUUGUAAGUCUUGCCAUCAGUUUAUUAGAGACAUGUACAGAAAUGACACAAUGUACAUAUGAGGUAACUAGUCGUCAGUGUUAUAAUUUAUUUUGGUUUGUUCAGAGUCUUUAAUUUUUGUCAGGGUUACUUUUUUGGCAAGAGAACUUGAAAUAUUUACAUAAAAGCCAUUUGAUGUUAAUGUUAUUUAAUUUUUUAUAUGGAUUUGCAAUGGAGAGACUGAUUGGCUCUGAAAUGUGAAUUUGUUUUUCUUAAUCUGUUGAUAUUGAAUACUUGUCAUAUCGCAAGAAAAAUAGCAAAGUUUUAAUUUGUGUAAAAAAAAUGUUUUUAUUAAGUCAAUCCCUUCAUCUCCCCAGCAGGUGGCAUCAUCUAGCACCUUCUGAUUCUGAUUUUUAUCUUCUGAUGUUAUCUGACAGCUUCCAUUUCUACUGUGGAUUGUUGUUAGUAACCAGUGAUGCCAAUUUUUUGUUAUUAUUUUUUUAUAAGUACACUUUCAGUAGGUAACAGGAGAGUUACUGAACAUGAACUGUAGGUUUGUUUCUAUCAAAAAAUCUUUAUUGUAUUUCAAUUUCUAUGCUUUUCUCCAAGUGUAAGCCUUUUUUUAUUAAAGAAAAACAGAAAUUA
Oryzias melastigma (Indian medaka) is the source of this 1698-nucleotide messenger RNA. RefSeq names its product linkage group 9 C2orf68 homolog (gene lg9h2orf68). Bases 159 to 653 code for a protein of 164 amino acids. NCBI's taxonomy places the organism in Eukaryota, Metazoa, Chordata, Actinopteri, Beloniformes, Adrianichthyidae. The record is from RefSeq and is a predicted model, not a curated record. The transcript is spliced from 4 exons.